AUGGCCACCACCCAAACCGCUCCCGCUGCCCUCCCCGGGGCAAAGUCCGCCGCCGCCAAGAACAAAAAGAAGCCGGCCCCGGUCGCCGACUCGUGGGAGGACGAGGACGUGGACUCGGACGGGGGCGGGGGGGCCGCGGUAGCCGCCGCGCAGCCCGCGGACCCGCCGGCGGCGCCCUCGGCAUCGUCGUCGUCGUCGGCCGCCGGCGGCUCGGGGGUGUCGGCGCCGCCGCCGACGCCGAUCUCGCCGCUGGCCCUGUCGUCGUCGUCGUCUCCGACGUCGCCGGCGUCGGCAGCGGGCAGGCCGUUCGCGCCGUCGGCCUUCGCGCCGCCCUGGCAAGCCGCGGGCGCGGGCGCGGGCGAGGAACAGGACCGCCGCCGCCCGGAGACGACGGACGCGGUGGCGCGGCGCAUGAUCGCGAGCGCGCUCGGCGUGCGCGCCCCGCGGCCCACCGACGCCCAGCGCGCGUACGACCGCGCCGCCCGCGAGCGCGAGGCCCGCCGCCGCGACGCCGAGAAGGAGGAGGCACGCCGCCGCGAGGAGGAGGCCGAGAGGGCCCGCCGCGCCGUGUGGGAGGAGUGA
Messenger RNA from Durotheca rogersii, 582 nucleotides. RefSeq lists its product as uncharacterized. The record is from RefSeq and is a predicted model, not a curated record. The transcript has a single exon. The coding region runs from base 1 to 582 and encodes 193 amino acids. NCBI's taxonomy places the organism in Eukaryota, Fungi, Ascomycota, Sordariomycetes, Xylariales, Xylariaceae.